AUGGCUUCACAUGUCAUAGUUUUACUGCUUGCAGAAGCAUUCGUUAUUCUAGCUUUAACAAAAUCAGAAAAUAUCGAUCUAUAUUCUGAAAUUUUGGAAAUUCAAAAAACGGUGAAAGCGCAAGAAAUUGAAAUGAAAGCGCAAGGAAUUGAAAUCUCUCAUUUAAAAGCCACGGUUAUAAAUCAGCAAAAAGAAAUUGAAAGACUAAAUGCUAUCAUAACAAAUCUGCAAACAGUAAACAGAGAAAUGAAUGUUGGAGCUAGCCAAACUGACCAGGACAGCAUGGUAUAUGACAACGGAAGGAAACCUGAAACACAUGUCAAAAGUUUGCCAACAGGGGACGAAGGACACCAUGAUCAGAUUGAAAAGGAAAAACCAAGAGUAAACCGACUUUUGACAGCAAAUAUUCCUGUACAACAUUCUGCCGUUGCAUUUUAUGCCCAACUUACUACACCUGAAACAAAUGUUGGAAAGCACCAUCCAAUAGGAUAUAACAAACAUUCGGGGACAUUUACAGCCCCUAAAAGUGGAAUAUACGUUUUCACUUUCACUCUAUUUUCUAGUCGAGGUGGCGCCAUGUUUGUGAAUAUUUUUAAGAACAGUGAAGUAAUUGCCCAGGUUUAUACAGAAAUGAGAACUGACACAUAUAGUGGUACAACCCCAGUAGCUGUUAUUGAUAUGAACGUUGGAGAUAUCGCUUUUGUUAGAACCAGUUCCACUGUUCAACCACAUGGGGAUGUUUAUAGUGACGUAAACGUGAAAAGCUCAUUUGCUGGAUGGAAAAUAGCAGACUCGUGA
This is a messenger RNA of Mytilus trossulus (common blue mussel), 798 nucleotides long. RefSeq lists its product as uncharacterized. Lineage: Eukaryota; Metazoa; Mollusca; Bivalvia; Mytilida; Mytilidae. The transcript is spliced from 2 exons. The record is from RefSeq and is a predicted model, not a curated record. Gene Ontology annotation, molecular function: protein binding. Bases 1 to 798 code for a protein of 265 amino acids.